GGUUCCUGGCCGCCCCGCCAUGAGCCAGCCGGUCACCACCGCCACCUACGUCCGCAGCCUGCGCUACGGGCUGCUGAGGCAGCUGGCCGACCUCCUCGACCCGCAGGAGGGAUGGAAGCGGCUGGCCGCGGCCAUCACCGACCCGGCAGGCGAGAGCAGAUACAGCCAGGCGCACAUCAGGAGAUUUGAAGCAUUUGUGCAAAUGGGAAAGAGUCCCACAUGUGAGUUGCUUUAUGAUUGGGGAACAACAAAUUGUACAGUCGGUGACCUUGUGGAUCUGCUGAUUAGGAACCAGUUUCUAGCACCAGCAAGUCUUUUGCUUCCAGAAGCUGUCGGGAUGGCACAAGAAGUUACAUUACCUCUUUCUUCACAGGAAACUUUGCCUAUACAUGAAAAACAACAGCCUAUACAGGAAAAAGAAGUGACAUCUGUAAAGCCUGUGUUGUCUCAGAAUACAGAGGAGCAACCUUCAGCCCCUCCAUGUUUAAGUCAAGAGAACAGCAGCGCACAGCCUAGUAACACAGAUUUCCACAAUUUUUGGUUUCACGACUUGGAAAAUGUUACAAAUAAUUUUGAUGAACGACCAGAAUCGGCUGGAGGAAAUAAGCUGGGGGAAGGUGGCUUUGGCGUUGUGUUCAAAGGCUACAUCAACGGCAGAAAUGUGGCUGUCAAGAAACUUGCUGCUGUGGUUGAUGUUAGUGCACAGGAUUUGAAACAGCAAUUUGAUCAAGAAAUAGAAGUGAUGGCAAAGUGUAAACAUGAAAACCUAGUAGAAUUGCUUGGUUUCUCAAGUGAUGGUGCUCAGCCCUGUUUGGUGUAUGAAUACAUGCCCAAUGGUUCGCUGCUUGAUAGACUUGCUUGUCUGGAUGGCACUCCACCCAUUUCUUGGAAAACAAGGUGUGAAAUUGCUCAAGGUACAGCAAAUGGCAUCACCUUUUUGCAUGACAAUAAUCAUAUUCACAGAGACAUUAAAAGUGCAAAUAUCUUAUUAACUGAUACCUAUGUGCCUAAAAUUUCCGACUUUGGACUUGCAAGAGCAUCAGUAACAUUCACACGAACCAUCAUGACAGACAGAGUUGUGGGAACAGCAGCCUAUAUGGCACCUGAAGCUCUGCGAGGAGAAAUAACGCCUAAGUCUGAUAUCUUCAGCUUUGGGGUAGUCUUACUAGAAAUAAUAACAGGUCUGCCACCAGUAGAUGAAAACCGGGAGCCACAGUUGCUGUUAAGUAUCAAGGAUGAAAUUGAGGAUGAGGAGGCGACUAUUGAGGAUUAUGUUGAUGUAAAGAUGAGAGACUGGGAUGCAACUUCAGUUCAUAAAAUGUAUUCACUUGCUGAUCGGUGCCUGAAUGAGAAAAAAAACCGGAGGCCAGACAUGAAGAUGGUCCAGCAGUAUUUACAAGAGAUAAAAACAUGAUGUGCUUUCCUAAUAUACCUGUUUUCUAAACAGAGCACAGACCAGCCAGCAGCAAGUAGAGAACUAUAUUAGCACUUACUGUGACAUUAUCAGCCUUUCUGCUUUCCAGAAUUUUCUGGUCCACAUGUAAGGCGUGCAGGUGGCUUGCCAUCAUAAUGCUUUUUUAUUAUUGUUAUUUUAUUGUUAACUGGGCACCUUUUCAUGCAUCUGUAGCCCUGGGACCUUCAACAUGAGAAAGCUUUUUUCCUUCUUUUUAUGUGUAUAAACAAACUGCAGUUCCAAUACAGCCUCUACAUAGGUUUGUAAGCACGUUUCUGUAUUGCCAUCUCUCUGACUUUUCCUUGCCGAGUAUCUUCAGCACAGCAACGUGAUAGUAACAAGGUGGAUGUCUUUCUGCACUUUUUUUCUUGAGGAGACCUACUAGACUACAGAAUCACAGCAUUAUCAAGGUUGGAAUAGACCUAGAAGAUCAUCUAGUCCAACCAUCACCAAUACUUCCCAGCUAAAUCAUAUCCCUCAACACAACAUCCAGAUGUUUCUUGAACACUCCCAUGGUCAGUGACUCCACCACCUCCCUGGGCAGUGCAUUCCAAUGCCUGACUACCCUUUCUGAGAUGUAAUACUUCCUAAUGUCCAGCCUGAAUCUCCCCUGCUGCAGCUUGGAACUAUUGCCUCUAGUUCUGUCACUGAUUACACGAGAGAAGAGGCCAACCCCCAGCUCACUACAACCUCCCUUCAGGAAGUUAUAGAGAGCUAUAAGGUCUCCCCUGAGCUUCCUCUUCUCCAGGCUGGACAAUCCUAGCUCCCUCAGCCUCUCCUCGUAAGGCCUGUGCUCCAGACCCCUCACCAGCUUUGUAGAAUAGAUACAAAAACAAUCAGUAAACAUAAAU
Coturnix japonica (Japanese quail) is the source of this 2304-nucleotide messenger RNA. RefSeq names its product interleukin 1 receptor associated kinase 4 (gene IRAK4). The record is from RefSeq and is a predicted model, not a curated record. Gene Ontology annotation, biological process: protein phosphorylation; signal transduction. NCBI's taxonomy places the organism in Eukaryota, Metazoa, Chordata, Aves, Galliformes, Phasianidae. Gene Ontology annotation, molecular function: protein serine/threonine kinase activity; ATP binding; magnesium ion binding.